Messenger RNA from Schistocerca americana (American grasshopper), 459 nucleotides. RefSeq lists its product as uncharacterized. Lineage: Eukaryota; Metazoa; Arthropoda; Insecta; Orthoptera; Acrididae. The transcript is spliced from 2 exons. Bases 1 to 459 code for a protein of 152 amino acids. The record is from RefSeq and is a predicted model, not a curated record.
AUGCCGACGACUGCUCCACUCAUGGGCCCUGCCGUGCAGGCAACUGCUCCACUCCCGGGCCCUGCCGUGCUGGCGACUGCUCGGCUCGCGGGCCCUGCCGUGCUGGCGACUGCUCGGCUCGCGGGCCCUGCCGUGCUGGCGACUGCUCGGCUCGCGGGCCCUGCCGUGCUGGCGACUGCUCGGCUCGCGGUCCCUGCCGUGCUGGCAACUGCUCGGCUCGCGGGCCCUGCCGUGCUGGCGGCUGCUCAGCUCGCGGGCCCUGCCAUGCUGGCGACGACUACUCCGCUCGCGGGCGCUGCCUGUCUGGCGGCUGCUCGGCUUGCUCGCACUGCCGUGCUGGUGACUGCUCGGCUCGCGGGCGCUGCCGUUUAUGUGAUGUUGGAAUGCAUGAAGUUGCUCUUGAGAGCCCAAGUUGGAAACCCAACUCAUAGGUUGCAGACAUGUGGAGCAAUAAUGUGA